Molecule: messenger RNA, 2110 nt
Organism: Siniperca chuatsi (mandarin fish)
Lineage: Eukaryota; Metazoa; Chordata; Actinopteri; Centrarchiformes; Sinipercidae
Gene: fbxl15
Product: F-box and leucine-rich repeat protein 15
Exons: 5
Coding region: 151-1032 (293 amino acids)
Biological process (GO): SCF-dependent proteasomal ubiquitin-dependent protein catabolic process
Cellular component (GO): SCF ubiquitin ligase complex
Molecular function (GO): protein binding
Source: RefSeq, a predicted model, not a curated record
UAAAAAUUCUUCCGACAGUACAUGAAGGCAGCAUUGGGUUGGGGUUACACCUCAAAUUCUUGAAAGAUGCUAAAGGAAAAUACGAUAUUUUGGCAUCUAUGUGAAGAACAACACGUCCUUAAAAAGUCUGUAUAACAUAUCUGACUCAGAAUGGACGAAGAAGCUAAGAUGCGAACCAGGUGCCAUCUUUUGGACUUGCCCUGGGAGGAUAUUCUUGUUCCACAUAUUUUAUGCUAUUUGCCACUUCAACACCUUGUCAGCCUGCAGAGGGUGAGCAAGCAGUUCCACAGCCUCAUCCAGGUGUACCUAGCCAACUGCAGGGCUUUUGAUCUGUCCCCGAUUGGACCAUCCAUUCCCAAGGAAGCAUUUUGCUCCAUGUUAAAGGACAACAAAGUUCUCCAUAGCCUGUCACUUAAGACCUGUUCAGACUGGGUGACAGACAAGGAGCUGCUGCCAGUUAUCGGUCAGAACCAACACCUGCAGAGAGUGGACAUGAGCGGGUGUGUUUUGCUCACCCGCCACUCCCUGGUGGCCGUGUCUUUGAGCUGCAUGCACCUCCAGCACCUUGGCCUGGCGCACUGUGAGUGGGUGGACAGCCUGUCCUUGCGCAGCCUGGCUGACCACUGUGGGGGGCUGCAGUCGAUCGACCUCACCGCCUGCCGCCAGCUCAAGGACGACGCCAUCUGCUAUCUGGCCAAGAAGUGUUUGAAGUUGAGGUCUCUAUCGUUGGCAGUCAAUGCCAAUGUCACUGAUGAGUCGGUGGAGGAGGUGGCCAAGAACUGCAGGGGCCUGGAGCAGCUGGACCUGACAGGUUGCCUGCGGGUCAGGAACCAGUCCAUCAGGACUCUUGCAGAGUACUGCCCGAAGCUGCAGUCCCUGAAGGUGAAUCACUGUCACAAUGUGACAGAGUCAAGCCUGGAUCCGCUACGGAAGCGCAAUGUAGUGAUAGAUGUUGAGCCGCCUUUACAGAGGGCUCUGGUACUUCUUCAGGACGUGCUGGGCUUUGCUCCCUUUAUCAAUCUCCAGAUAUAGCCAAAGGGCCAUCUAUCUGUCCAACAAUAGCACACAGGUGUCUUUAUCAAAGCACUCUCAACUGCAUCACACAGACACGCAAGUUGCUCUAAGAAACCUCAAGACAAUCCAAGAAGACAUGGAUGUUUUGCACUCAAGUUUGUUCGGCAAAAUAAUGUGGAUAAAAAAAACCUCUCUGGAAUGUGAUCAAAGAUGCAUAUUUAAGAUAGAACUGAAAAUAAGUCUACAUGUGCAAAUGACUGAAGAAAGCCAUGUACUUGUAAGAAUUGCUGCCUCAUGUUCAAAUGAUGUCACCGUACAAUGUGUUUAUCAUUCAGUGUUGUAAUAAUGUGGCUUUAUAGAAAAGUCAUUCUCACCAAAGUACAUUGUUUGUUGGUUUUUAAAACAAAGUACAUAUUUUACUUUGUGUAUAUGACAUUUUAAGAAAAAUGUAUUUUAUGUUUCAUUUAGAAACAUUAAACAAUGUUUGAGUUUAAUUAAACAUUUUAAUUUUGCAUGUAUGUGCCAGUUUAAAGGAUCAAUUCACCCAAAUCACACAAAAGCAAUUUUCUCACUUACCACUAGUUUUGUCUAGCGAUUGGUUUUAUUUGUGCAGGUUUUAUUAUCUUCACUACUGAGACUUAUGCUGCCACCACAAUACAAUGAAGCUAAAUGCAAUUUUGUUUGUGGUGCUGACCAUGUGUCUUCCAGAAACAAUGUCCUGGCUCCUCAGGAUAAUCCACAGACCUCACUGUCAACUGUUUUUAACUGCUUCCCAAUGAAAACUGUUGACCUGCUUUGUUGCUUAUAGUAGUUGUUGCACCAAAACUAUCUGCAUGGCCACCAGAGUUUAGUGGGAAAAUGUUUUUAUGUAUUUUUUGUGACGUGGGUGAAGCAGCCCUUAAAUCUAUAUUGUUAAUAAAUGCAUACAUGUAUAGCCUAGUAUUUGUUUGAAAUAAGUAUUGGAAUUUAUUAUGAUGGUUUCCCAUUAAACCCUUGAAAUGAAUUUGGUAAAAACAUACCUGUGUUGAAAUGCUGUUGCCCAGUAAUACAAUAUAUGAAUUAUAUAAGAAAUAUUAAAUUGUAAAAUUCACUACCA